Messenger RNA from Nyctereutes procyonoides (raccoon dog), 2658 nucleotides. It is a transcript of the gene C1QTNF6, whose product is annotated as C1q and TNF related 6. NCBI's taxonomy places the organism in Eukaryota, Metazoa, Chordata, Mammalia, Carnivora, Canidae. The transcript is spliced from 3 exons. The record is from RefSeq and is a predicted model, not a curated record. Gene Ontology annotation, molecular function: protein binding. Bases 163 to 969 code for a protein of 268 amino acids.
CUCCGCCCCUCUCCCUCCCUUUCUCCCUCCCUUCCUCCCUCCCUCUUCGGCUGGGCCUGGGGGUCCGGGCCAGCAACCAGCAGACAUGGGCCAAGGAGCCCGAGGCUGCCCAGAGGCCGGGGGUCCGUGAGCCGCUGUGGAGGCCGGGGACACAGGGUCGCCAUGGGGAUAGCCACCCUGGGCCUCCUCUGCGUGGUGCUCCCACUUCCUCUCCUGGUGUUUGGGGUCCCCACCGAGGAGCCCUCCUCUAGGGAGGCCGUGGCAUCCGGUCCCCAUGGGUACUGUCAACGGUGCUGUGACUCUGAGUCUGAGGACCCCCUGGCCCCCGCCGAUGCUGCAGAUGUGUCCUCCGCCUCUCCACCUGGCCUCCCAUACGUGCUGCCUGAGGUCAGGCCGUACAUAAACAUCACCAUCCUGAAGGGUGACAAAGGGGACCGAGGCCUGCUGGGCGCGCCGGGGAAGCUGGGCAGGGAGGGACCCCGGGGGGAGCGCGGCCCGCAGGGCGGCAAGGGCGCCAAGGGGCAGGCGGGCAGCCCCGGCGGCCCGUGCCAGACGCGCUUCUCAGCCUUCUCCGUGGGCCGCAAGACGGCUCUGCACAGCAGCGAGGGCUUCCAGCCGCUGCUCUUCGACACCGUCUUCGUGAACCCCGACGGGCACUUCGACCUGGCCGCCGGCCACUUCGUUGCCCCCCUGCGCGGCCUCUACUUCUUCAGCCUCAACGUCCACAGCUGGAACUUCAAGGAGACGUACGUCCACGUGAUGCACAACGAGGAGGCGGCCGUCAUCCUGUACGCGCAGCCCAGCGACCGCAGCAUCAUGCAGAGCCAGAGCGUGAUGCUGGCGCUGGCGCCCGGGGACCGCGUCUGGGCGCGCCUCUUCAAGCGCGAGCGGGAGAACGCCGUCUACAGCGACGACGUGGACACCUACAUCACCUUCAGCGGCCACCUCAUCAAGCCCGAGGAUGACUAGUGGCCCCCGCAGGGUAGCCCAGGCCCCGGGUUGGGGGGUGUGGUCAGGGCCUCUGUUUGCACCUCCGGAAAGGGGGCCCAGGGCCUGGCACUCCGCGUGGUCUUCUGCUUCUCUCCUUCCCUCCCUCACCUCUCUGUCCUCUCUUGAACAUAUUUUAAGAAGCCCUCUAACCUGAAUAUUCUAGAGUUUUCCCAGCCUUUUAGACCAGAACUUCUUGUGUUUGAAUCCCUUGCAGAUUCUGAUUCUGAUUCUGGAGUGGGCCCGGGGUUCUGCACGUCCAGUCUGUUCCUGGGUGAUGCUCAUGCUGCGGGUGUGUGGUCCCCACCUGAGUGACCAGAUUCGAGAACUUCCACAACAUUCUUAUACUUUCUAAACAUUCUGGAGUCCUCCCAACAUUCUAGACUCUUCCCAACAUCCUUCAGUUCUCUCUCAUCCGUCCAGGACUCCCCCUCCCCUGUUCUCCUGCUCCUUCCACCUUCUCUGUCACUCUGUGCACCCCACCCACGCAGCUGCUGUUCACUCAUUCAUUCAUCAAAUGCUCACCGAGCGCUCACUCUGUGUCAGGCUCUGGGAAAGCCAAGGUGACUCAGACACAGGCCCUGGCCUUGGUGAGCGCCCAGACCAGCCAGGGUGGGGAGACACAGGAUUGGGCAACCAGACCCAGAUAAAUGCAUGGGGGUCUUAUCACACAAGUCUGUGUCUGGGCCUUCAGGCACUGUGGCUCCUUGUUGCCCACAGCCCCCCAAGGUGGGAUAGAGUCCCCUCGGUGGGUAUUCUUACCCUUGCCCAUUCCUUUCCUUCCUGACCAAAUGCCCUUCAUUAAAGCAAACCCCAGAGGAGCCUUGGUCAGGGCAAAGGUGCUAUGAAGGGAGGAUCCAGGGGCUUGGGGCAGUUGGGGGUAAAGAGACCCUUGGGGAAGGGAGCCCAGACCCAUAGCUCCCCACACACCUGGUACAGUAACGUGCGAGGAACCCAUUCUCCUCACACAUCCCCUUCCCUGUCCCGUCAGCCCCUCCCCGUUCAAGGCACCUGGGCCUCAGUUCUCCCAGGCUGCCAGCCACCAUCAGAUAUUGGCGUUUGGCCCCCAGGUGCUGUCUGACCCUCCUUGGCCCCUCUCGCCAGCCCAGCGUCCCUGGCUUCCCAGGCUUGGCUCAGGGGCUGAGGCUCCAGUUGGCAGCUCCCACCAGGGAGCCCAAUGCUGCCUUUACGUGCCACCGGGUGAUGGGCCAAGCUUUGGACCCCUCAGCAGGUCUAGGGAACUGAAGCGGGCACCAUCCCAGGUCAGUCGGGGGGAACUUCCUCUGAGCCGUGAUGCCAAGACAGGCACGGGGAGAGACCAGGGCCCCCAAUCAGGGACAUGGGCUUUCUUGUCCUUUCUCCCUCUUGCAGGCUGGGGCAGCCUGGUGGUCUCUAGCCUUCCUCUCCCCAAUCCCAGGCGGCCUGAACCUCUCUCCAGAGGGAGAUGGCCUCCACCCAUUGGUGCUUAUGCAAACUCCAGGGCAGAGGUGGCCCUGGCGGUGGUCUCUGGUGCUCACUCAUAGCUGACAGAUUCAUGGCUAAACGGCUGGGGGCUGGCAGCAGGACCUGACCAAGUGCCGUGAAGGCUGGUGCUACACAGCCACCCCUAGCCUGACUUCGCCCCUGCCCUGCUUGUCCAGAGCAAUUAAAGUUUGUGUGUCUUUUUGGCAA